This is a messenger RNA of Chrysoperla carnea, 3562 nucleotides long. Its product is annotated as transient receptor potential channel pyrexia-like. Gene Ontology annotation, biological process: monoatomic ion transport; transmembrane transport. Gene Ontology annotation, molecular function: monoatomic ion channel activity; protein binding. The transcript is spliced from 8 exons. The coding region runs from base 52 to 3558 and encodes 1168 amino acids. Gene Ontology annotation, cellular component: membrane. The record is from RefSeq and is a predicted model, not a curated record. NCBI's taxonomy places the organism in Eukaryota, Metazoa, Arthropoda, Insecta, Neuroptera, Chrysopidae.
GAUCAUAACAAAACCUAAAUAGUUUUAUUUGUUAGUUUUUAUUGUUUUGUGAUGGCCUCCAAAAAAAUGGAUUAUUUGGCCGUGCCAAUUGAUGAACCAGAAAAAAUGGAAGAACAACAAAGACCAGUAACGCCUCGUUUAUUAAGUAAAUUAAAACGACCACGUUCAAUAAAACUAAUGCAAAAUGAAAAGAAUUUGUUAAGUUUACCGAUCAAAAAAGAUAUAUAUUCACCAACAAUACAACAACCACCAGGAACUGGUUUAUCAAAUUCUUCAACAAAUAAAUAUUGGCAUCGUACAGAAAAUAAACAAACGCGUUUAAAUACACAUUUAUUACGAAGUGUAGAAAAUGGAAAACUUGAUUUGGUUUUAAAAUAUUUAUCACUAGGAGCGAAUCCAAAUACAAUAUGUCGAUCAAAUCAUCUAUCAGCAAUUAAUUUAGCUGCAUUGUUAGGAUUUAAGGAUAUAAUGAUUGAAUUAUUAAAUCGUGGAGCUUGUAUUGAUUUUGAAGAUAAAUAUGGCCAAAAUAUAUUACAUUAUUUGGCAUUUGCCGAAAAUUUAGAAUGUAUGCAAGAAAUUAUAAGUUAUGCAAAACAAACAAAAACUUACAUUAAAAAUAUUUUGACAACAAUUAUAAAUAAACGAGCUGAUGAAAGUGAACCAUUGAGCGUGCCAAAAAUUUUUCUCGAUAAUUUAGAGCACAAUUGUGAUCAAAUUAACAAUUUUAUCCCAAUUUUCGAACGUGGAAGUACUCCUCUCCAUAUAGCCAGCCAACAAGCAAAUGUCGACAUUUGUUAUCUCUUAAUUGAGAAUGGAGCAAAUAUUGAUAUUGAAGAUGAUCGAGGUUGUUUACCAAUGAACGUUGUCGGAGAAGCUUUUCUAAAUACAGGCGAUGAUGAUUUACAAACCGAGUUAACCUGUUUUUUAGAUUCGCUAAAAUUAUUUAUAAAUUACGAUGCAACAUUUACGGAUUCAGACAAAUGUUAUAUGAAUAAUCCAACACCGUUGCACACUGCCAUUGAGUUGGAGCAUUUAGAAUCAGUUAUACUGUUAUUAAAUAAGGGCGCAAAUCCGGCUGCAUUGAAUAGCGAUGGUGAAACUGCAAUGCAUUUAGCAAUUACCAAACAUAAUGAGGAGAUAUUAAAAGCACUUACUGACAAAUGGAUUCAAACACAUGACACGAUUAAUAUUAAAAAUAAUUCAGGAUAUACUCCAUUUCAAGUUGCGGUUGACUUGCAAUGGAUACCUGGUAUUUAUAUACUAUUAGAGGCUGGUGCAAAUGUGACUGAAACUGCUCAUAAUGGUGAUUCAGCAUUACAUAUUGCAGCUGCGUCUGGUAAUUUAGAUCUUGUUAUGGAAUUAUUGGAUAUACCAGAAACUAAUCAAGUACUGGAGUUACGCAAUGAAGUUGAAGAAACUCCAUUAUUUUGUGCUGUUAAAAGUGGUAAUAAAGAAAUUGUAAAAGCAUUAUUAAACGCUGGUGCGGAUAUAUUUACUGAAUUAUCCCAUCACCGCACAUUAUUGCAUCGAACAGUUGAAUAUGGUUACAGUGAUAUUUUAAAAGAGUUAGUAACAACGGUUUUGGGUAAAGGUAAAAAACAAUGGUUGGAAAAACGUGAUACAUUAUUAUCCUCAGGUCGAACUGCUCUACAUAUCGGUGCAAGUCGAAAUGAAUAUGAUUGUGUUGAAAUACUUCUAGAGAGUGGUUGUAAUGUUUACACAAAAACGACUGAAAGUCCUUUUAACAGUUCUACAGCGUUGCAUUUAGCCUGCCAAAAUGGCCAAUAUAGGAUAGUUGAACUCUUGCUACAAUACAAACUCGACAUAAUUCACGACAAAGAUGGAUCAAACUGGAAUGCAUUACAUUUAGCUGCUACCAAUGGCCAUCGUAAAUGUGUAAAAAUCUUAUUACAAAAUGGGGCUGAUUUAUCUGAAACAGCAUAUAUUUUCGGGAUGAAUCAUCGCUGUGUUAGUUUAUCAGCUUUCGAAAUGGUGCUGUAUAAUAUAUCACGUCCAACUGAAUUUAUGGAAGAAGUGUUUAAUUCAUGUGUAACAAAAAAUGAAUUUAGUGUAAACGAUCCUAAUUGUUUGAUUCAAGUCGACCACUCAAUUUUAAUGCCAAGUGGUAAGCCCAAAGAAGUAAUGAAAGUAUUAAAAACAAUAAUGAAUACAGGCAAUCGUUUUGGACAAAAACGGCUAUUGUUGCAUCCAGUGGUAGAAAGUUACUUGAAUAUUAAAUGGAGAGCAUUAUGUUUAUUUUUUUAUCUAAUAUUUUUUAUGUAUAUAGUGUAUGUCGUAGCAUUAACGUCGAUCGCAUUAACAUUAUUCUUUUUGAACGAGUAUGAAAAUAAACAGUACUUUCAUGAGCAAGUAAUACACAUUUCUUGCUAUGUGGUACUUGUCGUUUUGGUGGUUAUCAUUAUAAUGGAUAUUUUACAUGCAAUUCAAAACAUAAAAAAAUAUUUGACGACAUUAGAAACAUGGCUUAAAUGGGUAUCAUUUGUCUUGACUGCAAUAGUAGUAGCGGUUGAAUUCUGUCAAUUACCACGUGAAGAUUGGUUACGGCAUGUCACCGCAAUUGCUAUUUUAUUAGUAUGGAUAGAAUUAAUGUUCUUAUUUUCACGUUUCCCUAGUUGGGGAUACUAUGUACUUAUGUUUUUCAAAGUGGCGAAAAAUGUACUGAAGGUAAUUUUAACAUUCAAUUUUUUAAUAAUUGGAUUUGCAUUCGCCUUUCUAAUCGAAUUUCGAACGGUACCACCAUUUUCAAAUCCGAUCGAAGCACUUUUAAAAACAAUUGUCAUGAUGACAUCUGAAUACGACUAUUCUGAUUUAUUCGAAUCAAUGAGCCAAGACGUUACAUUGACACCUACAUUGAUAAUUGGUCGAAUUGUCUUUAUGGCAUUCAUAAUUUUAGUUUCAAUUGUUUUAAUGAAUCUCAUGGUUGGUUUAGCUGUUAGCGAUAUCACUGUAUUAGAAAUUAAAGGACAAAUGCAACGAUUAGAAAAACAAGUUGAAUUUUUAAGCGCUUUAAGUUUUUUGGUACGAUUUAAAGAUGACAAUAAUUCCUUGUUUCGAAAAGAAUUAAAUAAUUGGGUGCCAAUUCAAAACAAAUCAUUGUUAUUUUAUCCUGGAAAAUUUGCAACAAAUUCGUUCACUGAUGUGAUACCCUUAGAAAUAUUAGAAAGUUUAACUGACAUUGCUGAAAAAACUGAACAAGAAGAUGAAAUCACAAUUAAUAUGCUCUCUGAAAAGCUUGAUGAAUAUAUUACGGAAAUCAAAGGUAAACUGGAUCAAUUGGAAAAAAAACGUGAUGAUUAUAUACAAAAAAGACUAAAAGAAAAGGGAGAUAAACCAAAAAAAAAGUUACUUAAUUACUUGCAAAGUAUUAUGAAACGAAAUGAGGGUAAUGCUAUACAAAAUAGAUCGUCGGCUAUGCAAAGUACAGAAAAUUUGUAUGAGCAAAUGAAACAUCCAGCGCCUGUAUGUGUCACAAAUGCACAACGUUUAGAUAACAUUGAGGAAUUGCUCAAGAAUAUAUCCAAUAAAAAUAAUUUAUAAACUG